Messenger RNA from Prunus dulcis (almond), 1899 nucleotides. RefSeq lists its product as uncharacterized. Lineage: Eukaryota; Viridiplantae; Streptophyta; Magnoliopsida; Rosales; Rosaceae. The coding region runs from base 479 to 1735 and encodes 418 amino acids. The transcript has a single exon. The record is from RefSeq and is a predicted model, not a curated record.
GCAUUGAUGGUACAAAUGCACGCAGUAGUGGUAGAAAUUUAUGAAGGGGCUCUCAGUUCACUGAUUUUACUCAAGUUCGCUGUAACAUUCACUUCCCUACACAAUAAUGCCUGCAGGGGUUUAGUGCUUUCUUGCAUCACUCCUUUUCUUCUUACCACUGUUUGCUGAAAAAGCAAACGUAAAGUUGACGCCUCCUUCAUCUAUCAAUUCAUUUCACUUCAAUUCAAAUUCAAUCACUCUGAAAUCUCAUAGCAUUCUCCAUACCACUCUGAUUCUUGAAAAUCCCCAAAAAAAAUCUCUUUUACCACUCUUUCAUGUUAUCAAUUCAAUUACCAUUCUUUCAAAUUCAAGCGCACAUUGCUUUCUGCCUUUCAUUGAUCUUCUUCUAAAUCUCAUCAAAAUCAAAAUCUUUUGUUUUAUUUGACAUACACUUUUUCAUUUGAAACUUUAUCUUCAAGAUUGAAGCGGCAGGGGAGCCAUGAAAGACAGAGGCAAAGCUGUGGAAGCACAUAACAACAUUGACAUGGAGUACUUUUCUUCAUCUGAAAUGCCAUGUAGAAAACACCCCAAUUCAUCAUCAGUUGGGAUAUGCGCUUAUUGUCUUAAAGAACGUUUGGUCAAGCUCGUCUGCUCAGAUUGUGGCGAGCAGCGUCUCUCUUCCUGCUCUUGCUCUGAGAUCUCAUCAAACCGAAACUCAUGCACUGUGGAGGUAGGCAGCGUUGGCAGAGUCUCAUUUCUGAUUGAGAAUGAAAAGCAUGAGGCUUUACAAUCAAAUUCCAAGGCCAACAAGACCCAAGAGAAAGAGGAUGUUGUGGUGCUCAGGAGAAGCAGCAGUAGCUGCGUUGAGAUUAAAAGAAGUGGGUUUUGGAGAUUUGGGAGGUUGUUUAGGAAGAAAAGAUCAGACAAAGAUUGUGGGAACCAAAGUGUUGUUGGGUUUGAUGAGAAAAGUGAGAUGUGGCUCGUUGAUCAUAUGGGCGUGUCAAGGUCCAGGUCUCUCUGCAGUUUCAGGGGCGGUGGCUUUUUUGGAUCAGAGGAUGGUGGAGAACAUUUAAUGGUUUCUGGGGCCAGGAGCUCAAUUUCAGCUGCAAGAAGUUCCAGUGUCACUACUGCUGGUAUGGUUUUAGAUUCUGGAAGAAAAAGUGGGUUCAGUGAAGGAAGAAAGAGCGGAUUCAGUGAAGGAAGAAAGAGCGGAUUCAGUGAAGGAAGAAAGAGUGGGUUCAGUGAAGCAGAGCCAAGAAAAAGUGGUUUUGAUGGUGAAAAGAAAGAUGAGGUUUUGGCUUCUGAAUUGGGUACUGAUUUUAAGGGUGCCAAGAAAAAUGGCCUUAUGGAGGCUGCUGAUAAGGGUUUCAGUGGGGCAACAAGAAGAGUUUUCUCACUCAAGGAGAGUGAUUUUAGUGGCAUGGAUGAAUCAGGGUUUAUUGACUUGAAGCUUGAUUAUUCAGCAGAGUCCAAGCCAGAAUUCUCUGCAAUGAAGAUGGGAAAUAUCACUGAUACAGAUUCUGUAUUUGGAAGCAUGAGAGGCAGUGACUUUGUGGCAAAUGAAUGUGGAGGUCCAUUUGGAGGUCUAAUUGGAGAUGGUAUUUUCAGCCAUGGAGGUUCUUGUAGAAUAACAGUCAAUGACAGAGGGAUCAAGAGGGGGAGGAAAAGUUUGAAGGGUUGGAAAUGGAUUUUUAGGCAUCAUCCAAGCUGGGGAAGUACUAGGAAGAAAGAUGAAGAUUUAAUGUUCAAAACCUGAGAUAAAAAUGUUCAUGGACCACAAAUGACAAAUAACUGUGUUUUUCUGUAGCUUACAAAUUGUUGUCUGUGUUUUUAUCAGUUUUUUUUAAUCCUUGUAUUUAUGUUGAUGUUGUUAGUAAAUGUUAAAGGAGGUAGCUCAUACUAACUGGGAUCUUUGCAUAA